AACACAUGCUAAUGCUAAGAUAUCCGAACAAAAUGAAGUUGUUUGCUGUGUUAAUCAUCGGCAUUGUAGCAAUUUUUGUGCUAGGAACAUCAGCAGAGCAAUGUGGAAAACAAGCAGGGGGUGCACUGUGUCCAAAUGGGCUCUGUUGUAGCGAAUUCGGGUGGUGCGGCUCCACUGCUGAGUACUGCGGAACCAACUGCCAGAGCCAAUGCGGUGGUUCAACUCCAACCCCAACUCCCAGUGGCGGUAGUGGUGUAGGCAGCAUAAUAACUCCAGCUCU
Rubroshorea leprosula is the source of this 280-nucleotide messenger RNA. The record is from the annotation of a GenBank genome assembly. Lineage: Eukaryota; Viridiplantae; Streptophyta; Magnoliopsida; Malvales; Dipterocarpaceae.